This is a messenger RNA of Danio rerio (zebrafish), 14097 nucleotides long. Lineage: Eukaryota; Metazoa; Chordata; Actinopteri; Cypriniformes; Danionidae. The record is from RefSeq and is a predicted model, not a curated record.
UGGAAAACUUAAUUUACUGAUAAAAUAACUUGGGUCAAAAAAUUAUUUUACAGUCAUGGAGAGACCGUGUUUUCUUUUCUGCCUGGCAGUUUUAGCAGUGGCUGCUGUCAGCGGAUGUCCUAUAGGGCGUGAAUUCAUCACAGCUUUCAUGACAAAUUAUGAGUAUGGACAAGCCAGUCUGAGCCUCACCAUAACAGCACACUCCUCUCCAGCAACUGUGAAAGUUGAGAUAAAGGCACUGAGUUACAGUCAGAAAUUUGACAUAGGACGAGGUGAGACCAAAAAAAUUGUCCUCCCUUCAAAUGCUGAAAUUAACGAUGAAGAAGUCUCCAGCAAAACAGUGUACAUCUCUUCAACUGCUGACAUCUCAGUCGUGUCGUCCAACUUAAAAGAUUACACAGGAGACAGCAGUGUGAUUUUCCCCAUAAGUCAGCUUGGCAGGAGUUAUGUAGCUUUUACUCCAGACACGGGUCCACCUAGAUAUCAAAAGCUGGUCACCAUAGUCAAUGGCAAUUACAUGAACAAAAUCGAGAUGACUUUCAGCUCAAAAAAAACUUUGCUUGAUUCCAUUUUUGGAAUUGGAACCUCCAGAAAAACAGUCUCUUUAGCUCCCUAUCAAGUUUAUCAACUUCGCAGUGAAAAAACGUUGUCGGGAACAAAAAUCACAUCUGUGUCUCCAGUGGCUGUCCUGGCAGGAAACGAGUGCUCCAUGAUCAUAGGCACCUGUGAGCAUGUCUAUGAGCAGCUGAUCCCAGUUGAAUUUCUCUCUAAUGAAUAUCUGCUUCCUGCUAUGCAUCAGUCCUUAAGCAUAGACACAGCUUUCGUGGUUGCCCCAGAGGACAACACUAUUGUGUCCAUUUUCGAUAGUCGUAUUUGGUUCCCCAAAAAAAGAAAGUUAAAUUCUGGAGAAGUUUUACCCAUUGAUUUGAGCAAAAAUUCUAAGAUCAUUCAAAGCAGCAAAAAUGUCAUGGUAAUGUAUUUCAGUAGCAAUUUUCCGAAUGACGAGUUUCUAACCAAUGUCAUACCCACUUCUGAAAUGUCAAAGUCAUGGACCAUUUACUCUCAAGAUUACUAUGAUAACACGCUUGUUGUUGUUGCCGAAGCUGCAUCAGCCUCAACUAUUAGUGGCUCAAUGAAGUGGAAAACAUUCCCUGCAAACAAUAAGUUUGUAUGGGCUACCAAGUCAAUUGGUUCGCAGAGAGGUCCCAUCACCAUUUCUGGUGAUUCGCUCAUGGCUGCUUAUGCUUUUGGUGGAAAAAUAAGGCAUGGAUAUGCCACAACAGGAGUGUGUAACACUGCCAUAACAACAACGCCCCCUCCACCAGACCCCUGUGAGACAAUGAAGUGUCGUCAGCAGGAGGAGUGCAGGAAGGGUGUCUGUGUUGCCACUUCCACUGCUACCUGCCAUGCAGUUGGCGAUCCCCAUUUCAAAACCUUUGAUGGGAAACUAUUUGACUUUCAGGGAACUUGCACAUAUGUCAUGGUCAACAGUACAAAGACUCAAAAAGGCCUCAUACCCUUCAGUAUCUUGACGAAGAAUAAUCACCGGGGAAGCACACGGGUGGCGUAUGUGAGGUCGGUUUCUGUGCUUGUGUACACUCACACAAUUGUGGUUGGCAGCCAGAAAGGAGUAGUAGAGUUUGAUGGUGAAAACACUUACCUGCCUUUGAGUAUAGAUGGUGGAAAAAUAAAGGUGAAUCAGAGAGGGCUGAAUGUUAUAAUAUCGACAGAUUUUGGCUUAGAGGUGAAAUAUGACUGGAAUAUGAUGUUGUACAUCACCGCUCCAAGUAGCUAUUUCCAGACUGUAGGUGGUCUUUGUGGAAACUAUAAUGGUGACAGACGAGAUGAAUAUAUCGAUCCUAAAGGCAACACACUCUCCAGUAUCAUUGACUUUGCAAAAACCUGGAAGGUUCCAGAUAAUGAUCUGUUUUGCAAUGAUGACUGUAAUGGACAAUGCCCAAGUUGCACUGUAAGUCUUCAGGAAGAGUACAAAAAAGAGUCAAACUGUGGUGUCAUAGCCAAAUCCGAUGGGCCAUUUGUUUUGUGCCACAACACUGUGGAUCCGCGCAUGUAUGUAGAUAAUUGUGUAUAUGAUGUCUGCAUUAACAAUGGGAUCAGAAACUUCCUCUGCAACAACAUUCAAAGCUACGUUGAUGCUUGUAUGUCAGCUGGAAUUAAGAUCACUGGAAACUGGAGGACACUUGCGAACUGUCCACUGAGCUGUCCAGUCAACAUGCAUUAUGAAUUCUGUGGCACAGCCUGUGCUGCAUCUUGUGCUGAUCGUAGUGCCCCAGACAAAUGUACACUGCCAUGUGUGGAGGGCUGUCACUGUAAUACAGGUUUUGUCCGGAGUGGAGCUGAAUGUGUACCUAUGAAUAAGUGUGGCUGCACAUACAAAGGCCGAUAUUAUCUUGCUGAGCAGUCUUUUUGGAGUGAUGCAAAAUGCACAGAGAAAUGUGUGUGCAACUCUCAAACUGGAAAUGUUGAAUGCACACCAACAAAGUGCAAGAAGUCUCAGAUGUGUGACACACGGAAUGGAGUGAAAGAUUGUUACCCAUUGUCAUAUAGUACCUGCCAGGCUGCAGGAGAUCCACACUUCCGCACAUUUGAUGGCAAGGCAUUUGACUUCCAAGGAACCUGCACAUAUUAUUUGUCCAAACUACUGAACACAGCUGACCCGACACUGAUACCCUUUGAAGUAUUGGUCAAGAAUGAGAACAGAGGAAGGAACUUGGCAGUUGCUUACACUAAGACUGUGUCCUUAAAAGUUUAUAACUACACUAUUGUCUUAAGUAAGGAUGACCCAUUCACAGUGAAGGUCAACAAUCUGUUUGUGAAUUUGCCAUUUGAGCAAAAGGAUGGUCUCUUCUCAAUAUUCCGCAGCGGGUAUUUUGGUGUUGUGAAAACUGACUUUGAUUUGACUAUGAAAUUCAAUUGGGACAGCCACGUAGCAUUGACUCUCCCCAGCACUUACUACGGUGUCGUGGGAGGGCUUUGCGGCAACUGGAACGACAAUAUCAAUGAUGAUUUUCUUACUCCUGACAAAACCCUUGCUGCAACUGCAUCAAUUUUUGGAACCAGCUGGAAAGUCCAGGAUGAUCCUGGAUGUUCAGAUGCAUGUCAGGGAAAAGCAUGUCCUAAAUGUGAUGUUGCAGAGAGAAAUAAAGACACUUUUACAAAGCCUUGCAGCAAGAUCACUGACAAACAGGGACCUUUUAAAGGCUGCCACAGUAAAGUGAAUCCAAAUCAGUUUUAUGAGGACUGUGUGUAUGAUAUGUGCAUGUACGGUGGCCAUUCAACAGCCCUCUGUAGUGCUCUUACUGCAUACACAGCUGCUUGCCAACAUGCGCUUGGUGCCGUGGAGUCCUGGAGAACUGACAGCUUUUGCCCUGCAUCUUGUAUGGACAACAGUCACUAUGUGGUUUGUGCAGCAGGGUGUUCACAGACCUGCCACGGCCUCACAGAACCUAAGGCCUGUGUGGGGACUUCUUGCGUUGAAAGCUGUAUAUGUGAUGAGGGCUUUGUCCUGAGCGAUGGUGUCUGUGUAUCUAUGGAACAGUGUGGCUGUUCAUACGAGGGCCUUUACUAUAAAAUGGGCCAAGUGUUCUUCCCUCAAGACAAGUGUCUCCAGAGAUGCACCUGCAAAGAAAAUGGAAAAGUUCAGUGUGAUGAUGGGUUCACCUGCAAACCCAACGAAAAGUGCCAAGUCCUGAAUGGAGUACAGGGCUGUUUCCCAGAUGGCAAAGCAGUUUGUUCAGUAUCAGGAUUUGGGUUCUAUCAAUCAUUUGAUGGAAGGUCCUUUAGCGUUCAAGGAGACUGUGAGUACAGAUUGGUUGAAACAGCUCUGGACAGCGAUGAUGACUUGAGCUUUUUUAGUGUCUUAAUAAAACAACAGUCCUCUGAGAUGGUCUUCACUCGAAGAGUUGAAUUACAAAUAGAAGAAUCCACAAUUACUUUGCUGCCCGGCCACAUCUGGGAGGUUCAGGUUGACAAAGUUAAAACCAAUCUUCCUGUCACUGUGGGUGAAGGACUUAUACAAGUCUAUCAGAGCGGUAUUAACAUUGUUGUGGAAACAGAAUUUGGAUUGAAACUGACAUAUGAUACAGUCUCCGUGGCCAGAAUUGAGAUCCCAUCCACUUUUAAAAAUGCAGUCAGAGGUCUCUGUGGAAACUACAAUGGAAACAGUGCAGAUGAUUUUCUCCUACCAGGUGGUAUUCAGGCAUCUUCUGAGGUAGAUUUUGUUGAAGCCUGGGUUUCAGCAUCAGAUAAAAUGAUGUGCCAAACAGGCUGUGGAGCUAACUGUUUAAAGCCUGACAAAGACAAACAGACCACAGCAGAGACCGCUUGCAGCUUGUUAAUCACAGAGAAGGGACCGUUUUCUAGUUGUUAUGAUAAAAUUCCACCACAGAAAUAUUUUGAUGAUUGUGUCAAAGAUGUGGCACAAGCAACAGACAAGACAGCUCAUUGUCGCCACAUACAAAACUACGUUGCCAGCUGUCAAACGAUUGGGAUAUCAAUCAACAUUUGGAGGAACACAACCUUCUGUCCACUGACAUGUUCUAAAAACAGCCACUAUGAACUCUGUACCGACACCUGUUCAUCUACCUGUGCAAGCCUGACAAAGUCACAGAGAUGCCCGUUGUGUCAGGAAGGUUGUCAGUGUGACGAUGGUUUCUUGUUUGAUGGAGGUGAAUGUAAGGCUUUGCAGAAUUGUGGAUGUCAUGUAGAUGGAACAUUUUACAAGUCUGGUGAGGCAGUUAUUCUGGGAGAGUGUGAAGAGACAUGCACCUGCACAGCUGGAGUGUUCACCUGUGUACCCAUGGAAUGUAAAGAGGAGGAGAUAUGUGGCGUAAAAAAUGGUGCUAUUGGAUGCUACAGCAAAACAAUAUACUGUCCAGUCAACAUGCACUAUGAGGCCUGCGGCACAGCCUGUGCUCCCACUUGUGCUGAUCGAAAUCCAGCAGAGUGUGCACUGCCAUGUGUGGAGGGCUGCCAGUGCAAUGCGGGUUUUGUUCGCAGUGGCGAUGAGUGCAUACCUGUGAAACAGUGUGGCUGCGCUUACAAAGGUCGAUAUUAUCUCCCUGGUCAGACAUUUUGGGGUGAAAAACAAUGCACAGAGAAAUGUGUGUGCAACUCCCAAACAGGAAAUGUUGAAUGUGCACCUGCAAAGUGUAUGAAUUCCCUGGUGUGUGGAGUACGGAAUGGAGUGAAAGAUUGUUACCCAUUGUCAUAUAGUACCUGCCAGGGUGCAGGAGAUCCACACUUCCGCACAUUUGAUGGCAAGGCAUUCGACUUCCAAGGAACCUGCACAUAUUAUUUGUCCAAACUACUGAACACAGCUGACCCGACACUGAUACCCUUUGAAGUAUUGGUCAAGAAUGAGAACAGAGGAAGGAACUUGGCAGUUGCUUACACUAAGAGUGUAUCAUUAACAGUUUAUGGAUACACAUAUGUCUUAAGUAAGGAAAGCCCAGGCAAAGUGAAGGUCAACGAUCUGUUUGUGAAAUUGCCAUUUGAACUGGAAGAUGGUCGACUCUCAAUAUUCUACAGUGGGUAUUUUGGCAUGAUAAAAACUGACUUUGGUCUGACCUUGAAAUUCAAUUGGGACAGCCACGUAGCAUUGACUCUCCCCAGCACUUAUUACGGUGUGUUGGGAGGGCUUUGCGGCAACUGGAACGACAAUAUCAAUGACGAGUUUCUUACUCCUAACAACACUCUUGCUGCAACGGCAUCCAUUUUCGGAACCAGCUGGAAAGUCAAUGAUGAUCCUGGAUGUUCAGAUGCAUGUCAGGGAAAAGCAUGUGCUUCAUGUGAUGUUGCAGAGAGAAAUAAAGACACUUUUACAAAGCCUUGCAGCAAGAUCAUUGACAAACAGGGACCUUUUAAAGGCUGCCACAGUAAAGUGAAUCCAAAUCAGUUUUAUGAGGACUGUGUGUAUGAUAUGUGUAUGUACGGUGGCCAUUCAACAGCCCUCUGUAGUGCUCUUACUGCAUACACAGCUGCUUGCCAACAUGCGCUUGGUGCCGUGGAGUCCUGGAGAACUGACAGCUUUUGCCCUACAACCUGUAAGGCACACAGCCAAUAUGAGGUUUGUGCAGCGGGAUGUCCACAAACCUGCAGUGGUCUUACAGAGCCCAAGAGUUGUAAAGGCACACUCUGUGCUGAAGGCUGCACAUGUGACAAGGGCUUUGUCCUUAGCGAUGGUGAGUGUGUGGCUGCACAGCAAUGUGGCUGUACUUACAAGGGCCAGUACUAUCAGUUAGGCCAAGUGUUCUUCCCUCAAGACAAGUGUCUCCAGAGAUGCACCUGCAAAGAGAAUGGAAAAGUUCAGUGUGAUGAUGGGUUCACCUGCAAACCCAAUGAAAAGUGCCAGAUCCUGAAUGGAGUACAGGGCUGUUUCCCAGAUGGCAAAGCAGUUUGUUCAGUGUCAGGAUUUGGGCUUUAUCAGUCAUUUGAUGGAAAGUCCUUCAGUGUUCAAGGAGACUGUGAGUACAGGUUGGUUGAAGCAGUUCAGAUUCAGGAUGUAAAGAGCUCUUUCAGUGUCUUAAUAAAACAACAGUCCUCUGAGAUGAUCUUCACUCGAAAAGUUGAAAUACAGUUACAGCAAUCUACAAUUACUUUGCUGCCCGGCCACAUCUGGGAGGUUCAGGUUGACAAAGUUAAAACCAAUCUUCCUGUCACUGUGGGUGAAGGACUUAUACAAGUCUAUCAGAGCGGUAUUAACAUUGUUGUGGAAACAGAAUUUGGAUUGAAACUGACAUAUGAUACAGUCUCCGUGGCCAGAAUUGAGAUCCCGUCCACUUUUAAAAAUGCAGUCAGAGGUCUCUGUGGAAACUACAAUGGAAACAGUGCAGAUGAUUUUCUCCUUCCAGGUGGUAUUCAGGCAUCUUCUGAGGUAGAUUUUGUUGAAGCCUGGGUUUCAGCAUCAGAUAAAAUGAUGUGCCAAACAGGCUGUGGAGCUAACUGUUUAAAGCCUGACAAAGACAAACAGACCACAGCAGAGACCGUUUGCAGCUUGUUAAUCACAGAGAAGGGACCGUUUUCUAGUUGUUAUGAUAAAAUUCCACCACAGAAAUAUUUUGAUGAUUGUGUCAAAGAUGUGGCACAAGCAACAGACAAGACAGCUCAUUGUCGCCACAUACAAAACUACGUUGCCAGCUGUCAAGCGAUUGGGAUAUCAAUCAACAUUUGGAGGAACACAACCUUCUGUCCACUGACAUGUUUUAAAAACAGCCACUAUGAACUCUGUACCGACACCUGUUCAUCUACCUGUGCAAGCCUGACAAAGUCACAGAGAUGCCCGUUGUGUCAGGAAGGUUGUCAGUGUGACGAUGGUUUCUUGUUUGAUGGAGGUGAAUGUAAGGCUUUGCAGGAUUGUGGCUGUCAUGUAGAUGGAACAUUUUACAAGUCUGGUGAAGCAGUUGUUCUGGGAGAGUGUAAAGAGACAUGCACCUGCACAGCUGGAGUGUUCACCUGUGUACCCAUGGAAUGUAAAAAAGAGGAGAUUUGUGACAUAAAAGAGGGUGCCGUUGGAUGUUACAGCAAAAAAACAUACUGUCCAGUCAACAUGCACUAUGAGGCCUGUGGCACAGCCUGUGCUCCCACUUGUGCUAAUCGAGAUGGUCCAGAAAAGUGUGCACUGCCAUGUGUGGAGGGCUGCCAGUGCAAUGCGGGUUUUGUUCGCAGUGGUGAUGAGUGCAUACCUGUGAAACAGUGUGGCUGCGCUUACAAAGGCCAAUAUUAUCUUCCUGGUCAGACAUUUUGGGGUGAAAAACAAUGCACAGAGAAAUGUGUGUGUAACUCCCAAACAGGAAAUGUUGAAUGUGCACCUGCAAAGUGUUUGAAUUCCCUGGUGUGUGGAGUUCGGAAUGGAGUGAAAGAUUGUUACCCAUUGUCAUAUAGUACCUGCCAGGGUGCAGGAGAUCCACACUUCCGCACAUUUGAUGGCAAGGCAUUCGACUUCCAAGGAACCUGCACAUAUUAUUUGUCCAAACUACUGAACACAGCUGACCUGACACUGAUACCCUUUGAAGUAUUGGUCAAGAAUGAGAACAGAGGAAGGAACUUGGCAGUUGCUUACACUAAGAGUGUAUCAUUAACAGUUUAUGGAUACACAAUUGUCUUAAGUAAGGAAAGCCCAGGCAAAGUGAAGGUCAACGAUCUGUUUGUGAAAUUGCCAUUUGAACUGGAAGAUGGUCGACUCUCAAUAUUCUACAGUGGGUAUUUUGGUAUGAUAAAAACUGACUUUGGUCUGACCUUGAAAUUCAAUUGGGACAGCCACGUAGCAUUGACUCUCCCCAGCACUUAUUACGGUGUGUUGGGAGGGCUUUGCGGCAACUGGAACGACAAUAUCAAUGACGAGUUUCUUACUCCUAACAACACUCUUGCUGCAACGGCAUCCAUUUUCGGAACCAGCUGGAAAGUCAAGGAUGAUCCUGGAUGUUCAGAUGCAUGUCAGGGAAAAGCAUGUGCUUCAUGUGAUGUUGCAGAGAGAAAUAAAGACACUUUUACAAAACCUUGCAGCAAGAUCACUGACAAACAGGGACCUUUUAAAGGCUGCCACAGUAAAGUGAAUCCAAAUCUGUUUUAUGAGGAUUGUGUGUAUGAUAUGUGCAUGUACGGUGGCCAUUCAACAGCCCUCUGUAGUGCUCUUACUGCAUACACAGCUGCUUGCCAACAUGCACUUGGUACCGUGGAGUCCUGGAGAACUGACAGCUUUUGCCCUACAACCUGUAAGGCACACAGCCACUAUGAGGUUUGUGCAGCGGGAUGUCCACAGACCUGCAGUGGUCUUACAGAGCCCAAGAGUUGUAAAGGCACACUCUGUGCUGAAGGCUGCACAUGUGACAAGGGCUUUGUCCUUAGCGAUGGUGAGUGUGUGGCUGCACAGCAAUGUGGCUGUACUUACAAGGGCCAGUACUAUCAGUUGGGCCAAGUGUUCUUCCCUCAAGACAAGUGUCUCCAGAGAUGCACCUGCAAAGAAAAUGGAAAAGUUCAGUGUGAUGAUGGGUUCACCUGCAAACCCAAUGAAAAGUGCCAGAUCCUGAAUGGAGUACAGGGCUGUUUCCCAGAUGGCAAAGCAGUUUGUUCAGUGUCAGGAUUUGGGCUUUAUCAGUCAUUUGAUGGAAAGUCCUUCAGUGUUCAAGGAGACUGUGAGUAUAGGUUGGUUGAAGCAGUUCAGAUUCAGGAUGUAAAGAGCUCUUUCAGUGUCUUAAUAAAACAACAGUCCUCUGAGAUGGUCUUCACUCGAAAAGUUGAAAUACAGUUACAGCAAUCCACAAUUACUUUGCUGCCCGGCCACAUCUGGGAGGUUCAGGUUGACAAAGUUAAAACCAAUCUUCCUGUCACUGUGGGUGAAGGACUUAUACAAGUCUAUCAGAGUGGUAUUAACAUUGUUGUGGAAACAGACUUUGGAUUGAAACUGACAUAUGAUACAGUCUCCGUGGCCAGAAUUGAGAUCCCAUCCACUUUUAAAAAUGCAGUCAGAGGUCUCUGUGGAAACUACAAUGGAAACAGUGCAGAUGAUUUUCUCCUACCAGGUGGUAUUCAGGCAUCUUCUGAGGUAGAUUUUGUUGAAGCCUGGGUUUCAGCAUCAGAUAAAAUGAUGUGCCAAACAGGCUGUGGAGCUAACUGUUUAAAGCCUGACAAAGACAAACAGACCACAGCAGAGACCGUUUGCAGCUUGUUAAUCACAGAGAAGGGACCGUUUUCUAGUUGUUAUGAUAAAAUUCCACCACAGAAAUAUUUUGAUGAUUGUGUCAAAGAUGUGGCACAAGCAACAGACAAGGCAGCUCAUUGUCGCCACAUACAAAACUACGUUGCCAGCUGUCAAGCGAUUGGGAUAUCAAUCAUUGUUUGGAGGAACACAACCUUCUGUCCACUGACAUGUUUUAAAAACAGCCACUAUGAACUCUGUACCGACACCUGUUCAUCUACCUGUGCAAGCCUGACAAAGUCACAGAGAUGCCCGUUGUGUCAGGAAGGUUGUCAGUGUGACGAUGGUUUCUUGUUUGAUGGAGGUGAAUGUAAGGCUUUGCAGGAUUGUGGAUGUCAUGUAGAUGGAACAUUUUACAAGUCUGGUGAAGCAGUUGUUCUGGGAGAGUGUAAAGAGACAUGCACCUGCACAGCUGGAGUGUUCACCUGUGUACCCAUGGAAUGUAAAAAAGAGGAGAUUUGUGACAAAAAAGAGGGUGCCGUUGGAUGUUACAGCAAAAAAACAUACUGUCCAGUCAACAUGCACUAUGAGGCCUGUGGCACAGCCUGUGCUCCCACUUGUGCUAAUCGAGAUGGUCCAGAAAAGUGUGCACUGCCAUGUGUGGAGGGCUGCCAGUGCAAUGCGGGUUUUGUUCGCAGUGGUGAUGAGUGCAUACCUGUGAAACAGUGUGGCUGCGCUUACAAAGGCCAAUAUUAUCUUCCUGGUCAGACAUUUUGGGGUGAAAAACAAUGCACAGAGAAAUGUGUGUGUAACUCCCAAACAGGAAAUGUUGAAUGUGCACCUGCAAAGUGUUUGAAUUCCCUGGUGUGUGGAGUUCGGAAUGGAGUGAAAGAUUGUUACCCAUUGUCAUAUAGUACCUGCCAGGGUGCAGGAGAUCCACACUUCCGCACAUUUGAUGGCAAGGCAUUCGACUUCCAAGGAACCUGCACAUAUUAUUUGUCCAAACUACUGAACACAGCUGACCUGACACUGAUACCCUUUGAAGUAUUGGUCAAGAAUGAGAACAGAGGAAGGAACUUGGCAGUUGCUUACACUAAGAGUGUAUCAUUAACAGUUUAUGGAUACACAAUUGUCUUAAGUAAGGAAAGCCCAGGCAAAGUGAAGGUCAACGAUCUGUUUGUGAAAUUGCCAUUUGAACUGGAAGAUGGUCGACUCUCAAUAUUCUACAGUGGGUAUUUUGGCAUGAUAAAAACUGACUUUGGUCUGACCUUGAAAUUCAAUUGGGACAGCCACGUAGCAUUGACUCUCCCCAGCACUUAUUACGGUGUGUUGGGAGGGCUUUGCGGCAACUGGAACGACAAUAUCAAUGACGAGUUUCUUACUCCUAACAACACUCUUGCUGCAACGGCAUCCAUUUUCGGAACCAGCUGGAAAGUCCAGGAUGAUCCUGGAUGUUCAGAUGCAUGUCAGGGAAAAGCAUGUCCUAAAUGUGAUGUUGCAGAGAGAAAUAAAGACACUUUUACAAAACCUUGCAGCAAGAUCACUGACAAACAGGGACCAUUUAAAGGCUGCCACAGUAAAGUGAAUCCAAAUCAGUUUUAUGAGGAUUGUGUGUAUGAUAUGUGUAUGUACGGUGGCCAUUCAACAGCCCUCUGUAGUGCUCUUACUGCAUACACAGCUGCUUGCCAACAUGCACUUGGUACCGUGGAGUCCUGGAGAACUGACAGCUUUUGCCCUACAACCUGUAAGGCACACAGCCACUAUGAGGUUUGUGCAGCGGGAUGUCCACAGACCUGCAGUGGUCUUACAGAGCCCAAGAGUUGUAAAGGCACUCUCUGUGCUGAAGGCUGCACAUGUGACAAGGGCUUUGUCCUUAGCGAUGGUGAGUGUGUGGCUGCACAGCAAUGUGGCUGUACUUACAAGGGCCAGUAUUAUCAGUUAGGCCAAGUGUUCUUCCCUCAAGACAAGUGUCUCCAGAGAUGCACCUGCAAAGAAAAUGGAAAAGUUCAGUGUGAUGAUGGGUUCACCUGCAAACCCAAUGAAAAGUGCCAGAUCCUGAAUGGAGUACAGGGCUGUUUCCCAGAUGGCAAAGCAGUUUGUUCAGUGUCAGGAUUUGGGCUUUAUCAGUCAUUUGAUGGAAAGUCCUUCAGUGUUCAAGGAGACUGUGAGUAUAGGUUGGUUGAAGCAGUUCAGAUUCAGGAUGUAAAGAGCUCUUUCAGUGUCUUAAUAAAACAACAGUCCUCUGAGAUGGUCUUCACUCGAAAAGUUGAAAUACAGUUACAGCAAUCCACAAUUACUUUGCUGCCCGGCCACAUCUGGGAGGUUCAGGUUGACAAAGUUAAAACCAAUCUUCCUGUCACUGUGGGUGAAGGACUUAUACAAGUCUAUCAGAGUGGUAUUAACAUUGUUGUGGAAACAGACUUUGGAUUGAAACUGACAUAUGAUACAGUCUCCGUGGCCAGAAUUGAGAUCCCAUCCACUUUUAAAAAUGCAGUCAGAGGUCUCUGUGGAAACUACAAUGGAAACAGUGCAGAUGAUUUUCUCCUACCUGAUGGUAUUCAGACAUCUUCUGUGGAAUACUUUGCUGAAGCCUGGGUUUCGCCAUCAGAUAAAAUGAUGUGCCAAACAGGCUGUGGAGCUAACUGUUUAAAGCCUGACAAAGACAAACAGACCACAGCAGAGAUCGCUUGCAGCUUGUUAAUCACAGAGAAGGGACCGUUUUCUAGUUGUUAUGAUAAAAUUCCACCACAGAAAUAUUUUGAUGAUUGUGUCAAAGAUGUGGCACAAGCAACAGACAAGACAGCUCAUUGUCGCCACAUACAAAACUACGUUGCCAGCUGUCAAGCGAUUGGGAUAUCAAUCAUUGUUUGGAGGAACAUAACCUUCUGUCCAAUCAUGUGUUUGGCAAACAGUCACUAUGAGCUUUGUACAGACACCUGUUCUUCAACUUGUGCUAGCCUGACAAACUCACAGAAAUGUCCACCAUGCCAGGAGGGAUGUCAAUGUGAUGAUGGCUUCUUGUUUGAUGGAGGUGAAUGCAAGGCUUUCCAGGACUGUGGCUGUCAAGUAGGUGGAAGGUUUUACAAGUCUGAUGAGACAGUCGUUCGGGGAGAGUGUGAGGAGACAUGCCUCUGCAAAGCUGGAUUAUUCACCUGUGAACCCUUGAAAUGUGAUGCUGAUCAGAUCUGUGAUAAUAUAGAAGGCAUCACCGGAUGCUACAAGAAAGAUCCUUGCAGUAAGCAACAGUGUCGAGAACAAGAGUACUGCACUGUGAAGGAUAACAAGGCACUCUGCAUCGCAAAGUCAAAAGCCUCUUGCAUUGCCAAGGGAGAUCCUCAUUACAAAACCUUUGAUGGAAACCACUUCUCCUUUCAGGGAACUUGCACAUAUACUUUAGUUAAAACUUCAGGAAAAGACCAAACACUUACACCAUUCAGCAUCAUCAAUAAAAAUGAGUUCACCAAAGGCACCCGCGGCUCUUUUGUCAAGUCAGCCACCAUUACGGUCAGAGGACAUGACAUCACUUUCAUCCAAGGCAGCCGCAAUCAUGUGACAGUUGAUGGCGUAGUUUCACAUCUUCCAGUGAUCUUAAAUACUGAAGGCAUCAGCAUAAUUCUGUCACGCAAUGUAGGAGUUCUUCAAACAGAUUUUGGCUUGGAGGUCAUGUUUAAUUGGGCAGAUACCAUUAUGGUGACAUUGUCCAGUAGCUACUAUAAUAAUGUAGUUGGAAUGUGUGGAACCUACAGUAACAAACUGGACGAUGAUUAUAUCACACCCAAUGGUAACAGAAUAACUGACAUCACAGAAUGGGCGACGUCUUGGAGUGUCCCUGAAACCAACAGCAACUGCUGGCACUUUCCCCCUUGCUCGGAUGAAAAGAAGCUGCUCUAUAGCGGACAAAGCUACUGUGGUUUGAUAGAGAAUGUAACCGGCCCAUUUGCCCAAUGCCAUGACAUUAUAUCAAAGAGGCGUUUCGCUGCUGACUGCCUUUUCCAAAUGUGUCUUAAUGAAGGCAGUCAGAAGGCUUUCUGCAAUGCCUUCAAUAAUUAUGUGUCAGCGUGUGCGCUGGUAAAUGCUGAUGUCUCUCCAGACUGGAAGAAGCUUGCUAAUUGCUGAUGAAUUUUGUUUUCUUCGCCGGACUGCUUACAUCCCAAAAAACAGUGAAUAUGAUUAUGAAUUAAUAAAUUAAAUUUGGUUGUGAAUUCAAAAUGAAUGUAUUCACUCACAAUAUAAUGUCUCAGAUUUUAUUAUUACAUAUGUGAUAUGGUGUUUAAAAGGCAUGUUUAAGUCUUGUUUUUUUUUUCUUAAAGAAAUACAUGAGUGCCAGCUUGUCCUGUUCAGAAAUCAGUUAAUUAUUAAUCUUGGGUAAAAUUGAUUUGUUUCAAAAGUAGAUGUAUUCUUUUAAAUGCCUCGUUACUUAUUAAACUCUUGCAUCAUUAAGC